Prorocentrum cordatum is the source of this 526-nucleotide messenger RNA. Lineage: Eukaryota; Dinophyceae; Prorocentrales; Prorocentraceae. The record is from the annotation of a GenBank genome assembly.
GAGAAGUCCACCAUGAAGAUUGGGAAACCGUCCAUGGCCGCAGGUUCAGCGUUGGAUGGCCCGCCGAUUGCAGCAACGCCUGAGCCGAAGAAGUCCAGGAGCAAGGGAGGAGACAAGUCCGACACGAAGACGGAGAUCGUGUUCGUCAGGCCUGCGAUGUCUGGGCCGACUUCUGAGACCCCGCCCCGCUGUGAGCUCUGCGGCAUCACCGAGGACAACAAAAAGAUGCAUAUCUACAGCACUACGAAGGAGCGCCAGUUCUCUGUCAUGACAAAGGUGCGUGAUGAGAUGAUCAAGCGCAAGUUCACGAAAAAGCAGGUGCUCGCGAUGCGCGAUGACCUGCUGGCGUCCGAUCCCGAUUAAGCCCGCACCUGAGAUUGCUACUCUUUUGACUGUGCUGCCCUGGUUCAGUGCACUUUUCGCGCCCUUGCUCAGAUUUGGGUGCGCCAUGGGGCUUGCCGUCUUUGAUGCAGCUCUUUGUGCACCUCUCUUUCAUGCUAUAUGCAUUGUCACGGUUGGGUUCUCU